AUGGAGGAAGACGAGGGGAGCGAGCUCGGCGCCAUGUUCUGGUCACCGGAGGCGAAGCGGCGGUUCCUGCGGGACAUCGUCGUCAGCUUCGUGCUCGCCGGGAAGGACACCACGUCCUCCGCGCUCACAUGGUUCUUCUGGCUCCUCGCCGCCAACCCGCGCUGCGAGCGGCGCGUGUACGAGGAGGCGGCGUCGCUCUCGCUCCACGGACACGGAGACGGAGACAACCACGGCGUCGACGACGACGACGGCGGCGGCUACGACGAGCUCAGGGGGAUGCACUACCUGCACGCGGCGAUCACCGAGGCGAUGCGGCUGUACCCGCCAGUGCCCAUCCUAAAAUGCAAUACCUUGCGUAAGAGCGCCCGCGGAGCUUAUUCCUCUCGUCUGGUUGGUGGCGGCCGCUGGGGGUCCCGAACGGACGGUACGCUCCUGUGCGCGCCGGCAUGGUUUUUCUCGGUGCCCAUGCGCGGGUGGCGGGCGCGGGAGCGAUGCCGGACGGCUGCAUGCCGGUGGUUCUCGACGACUGCUGGCGACGCUAUGGGGGAGAUGCCACGGCUGUGGGCGGCGGUUCCGCCCCGAGCGGUGGCUCGACGGCGGCGGCGAGUUUGUGGCGGUGGACGCGGCAAGGUACCCGGUUUUCCACGCCGGCCCGCGGGCGUGCCUCGGGAAGGAGAUGUCGUACGUGCAGAUGAAGGCCGUUGUGGCCGCCGUGGUCAGGAGGUUCUCCGUCGAGCCGGUGCGGGCGGCGAGCAUGGAGGCGCCUCCGCCGUACGAGAUGGCGGUGACGCUGAGGAUGAGAGGCGGGCUGCCUGUGCGGAUAAGGAGGCGGGAGAGCGACUUGGGCCGGCACUGAUCAUGACAGGAAGCCCAAUCAAUAGAGGCACUCUAGCAGCUAGUACUUCAGUUGGGCCAUCAGUGUCAGGACUCAGGGGGCCAGAGUAG
Molecule: messenger RNA, 945 nt
Organism: Miscanthus lutarioriparius
Lineage: Eukaryota; Viridiplantae; Streptophyta; Magnoliopsida; Poales; Poaceae
Source: the annotation of a GenBank genome assembly